CAACGAUUCUCGCGGAUGCUGCACAUGUUCUGUAAGACGCUCACGGCCUCCGACACCAGCACGCAUGUCGGCUUCUCCGUGCCGCACCGCGCCGCCGAGGACUGCUUCCCGCCUCUGGACUACAGCCAGCAGCGACCGUCGCAGGAGCUUGUGGCCAAGGAUUUGCACGGAACCGAGUGGAGGUUCCGCCACAUUUAUCGAGGGCAGCCCCGCAGACACCUUUUAACCACUGGAUGGAGUGCCUUUGUCAACAAGAAGAAGCUUGUCUCAAGGGACGCCGUACUAUUUUUGAGGGGUGAUAAUGGGGAGCUAAGACUUGGAGUGCGCCGUGCAGCUCAGCUUAAAAAUGGAUCUGCUUUUCCAGCUCUUUAUAACCAGUGCUCAAAUCUUGGUUCACUACCUAAUGUUGCACAUGUUGUGGCCACCAAAAGUGUGUUCCACAUCUACUACAACCCCAGGUGAUGAUGAAUAUAGCGGUUUCACUUUAAUGCUUUUGCAUGUUCAAUUGUUCAUGUGGUUGGCACUCUUUUAGAUGAUGUGAACUGAAAUGUGCUUAUUAACUACUCUUUCAAUUGACGGGGAUUUGAAAUUGUGUCAUUGUGUGUGAUAUCAUUUCCUGAGUUGUUUCGAGCUAUGUAAUUCAUGAUUCUUACUGCAAUUCAACAUUAAGUGAUAUAUAAUUACUUUUUGAAUUGAUAUUGUCACUUACAUUUGGACCCUUCAAUAUAAAUCUUUCCAAUUAUUGCUCUUUUUAUCCACUCUUUGUUGUCAAGUUUCUGCAAUUUAGAAGUAUGCUUUCUUUUGUAUUUAAUUCUUUUUAGGCCACAGAUUGUUAUUUCUUCAUGCCAUAAUUUCUCUGUUUUAUUAGUCAUAGUAACAGAAAUAUUUUUCAAUUGUUGUGGCGGCUGGCCUUGACUGCUAUGGCGGUGGCCGGACUGGCCUGCGAUGGCGGUGGUCGGAUAGCACCGCGAGAGCAACGUCCAGAGGCUAGCAGUUCGUUAGUUGUUGAGAUUUGUACCAAUGAUUAUCUAUAUUUAGAGUUGUUGUUGGAUACACCCAUCCAUUUAGUCCUUGUCUAUCUUUUACACAACCAUAUAAACUAUAAAUUUAGCUAGGAUUAUAAAUAAGCUGUUGGAGUUGCUCUUAGGUGGCUCCUCCAAUAUAGGAUUAGUCCAUUUUUCUACAAACUGUGAUGUGAAUUGAGUUUCUGCCGAUCAUGCUAUAUAUGCAUCUGUGAUGUGAAUUGAGAUUCAUUGAGCAACACAAGGAUUCUGUGUUGGAGAUGGGGUCUUAAUAUUUCUAUCAUGUAAUAUCUUUUGGUAGCUUGCAUCAUAUUAAUAAAAUAUCUUUGGUGGUCUCAGGUCUGGUGGUAAUGCUUAUGUGAUUGGUGAUUCUGCAAAGCUUGAGCAGAAGUGGCACGCCUACUAUGCCACUACUGAGCACCCUUGAGGAGCUUGUUGUUACUCUUAACAUGUGCAUGACUGGGCUGGACAAGAAGAGAGCUUCUGUCUUCUUCUACUAGGCCUCUGCUGAUGGUUACACAUCUUCUUCUACUAGGCCUCUGCUUUGGAUUCUUUUUUGUGUUGUGUGUGGUAGCUGGUAGGCAAGGUGUUUUUCGAUGUUUUCAGUUCACAUCAUGUCCAGGUGCGUUUGUUUGAAAGAAACACCAAAAAAGUACAACAAUGUGCCUUUUCUCA
Molecule: messenger RNA, 1697 nt
Organism: Zea mays
Lineage: Eukaryota; Viridiplantae; Streptophyta; Magnoliopsida; Poales; Poaceae
Product: auxin response factor 15
Exons: 4
Coding region: 16-462 (148 amino acids)
Biological process (GO): response to hormone; regulation of DNA-templated transcription
Molecular function (GO): DNA binding
Source: RefSeq, a predicted model, not a curated record